Histoplasma capsulatum G186AR is the source of this 2205-nucleotide messenger RNA. RefSeq names its product DUF1295 domain-containing protein. NCBI's taxonomy places the organism in Eukaryota, Fungi, Ascomycota, Eurotiomycetes, Onygenales, Ajellomycetaceae. The transcript is spliced from 2 exons. The coding region runs from base 1 to 1116 and encodes 371 amino acids. Gene Ontology annotation, cellular component: membrane. The record is from RefSeq and is a predicted model, not a curated record.
AUGGCUUUACCAACUGUACGGACGUUUGCGGAUUGCGCCGAGUUUCCUCUCAUUGUCUCCCCUUUCAUAUCCCUUCCAACAAGGUUGAUUGAUAGCGGAACUGAUAUUCAAGCUCUCCAACAUAUCUAUGUCACCACAAACCCUUUCAUCACAGCCAUUGCUUUCGCGAUAUUUCUGGCCCCAGUCUUCCUGAUUGCAUCUGAAGUAACCAGAAACUAUUCUCAAGUUGACCGCAGCUGGAGCAUCCUUCCGAUCGUCUACAACGUUCACUACUCCGUUUGGUCUCGCUUGAACGGAUUGCCAACUGGAAUAAUCGAUACUAUUUGCGGAAUCACCAUCAUUUGGGGUCUUCGACUCACUUUUAACUACUGGAGAAGAGGCGGGUACAGCGUCGGAUCAGAAGACUACCGUUGGGCCAUUGUGCGGAGGAAAAUAAACAACCAUUUUUUGUUUUUCUUAUUCAACCUCACUUUCAUUUCUCUCGCGCAACCAGUUCUACUAGCCCUCAUCACCGCUCCAACGUAUGUGUUUGUGUUACUGAGCAGUGUCUCAGAAGGGUCCAAACACGAACUCUCCGAUUCUCUCUUCUCACGGAUUAUCCUCUUCUUCGUCUUCAUCGAAGCACUGGCAGACCAACAACAAUGGAGAUUUCAAAAAGCCAAGAAGGAGUACAAUGAAAUCGCUCGGAUUCCAUCUCGAUAUAAGGGGAUAUACACAAACGACGACCUGAGCCGUGGCUUUGUUGUGUCAGGUCUCUGGGCCUGGUGUCGACACCCAAAUUUUGUGGCUGAGCAAGCGGUUUGGCUAGCAUUGUACCAGUGGUCCUGUGUCAAGACUGACCAAUUGUACAACUGGACUGGCAUUGGGUCCCUAUGUUAUGUUGCCCUCUUCCAGGGAAGUACGUAUCUUACGGAAAAGAUUACCGCGUCGAAAUACCCUGAUUAUAAGCAGUACCAAUUGCGUGUGGGGAAGUUCAUCCCACGAUUAGGUGUCCAGGCGCGUGGCGAAAUUCCGGAAGACAAUGCUCUUUCGGCUUCGGUAUCCGCAUCUAAAGACCCCAAUCAGCCACAGAAGCCACAGCUAUCAAAAACGAAGACAACUAAGAAGCUGAGGUAGACAACCCCUUUUCUCUUUGGAUUGGAAUUUCCAUCACGCAUUCGUCAUAUCUUGGACUGAUAUAUACCAUUUUACAUAUGCUUGAGAUCUUCUCCGUUUUCUAAUCAUUGAUAAUACUAUGUUUCCAUAUACCCUCCAUAUGUUUGAAAUCAACCCAACCCCCUAUUUUAAUCCAGUUCAUCUACCCACAAUAUUCUGUUUGAUGGCGGUAUUAUUGAGUCUGAUUGAACCACAGCACCCAUAAUUCAUAGAGGGAUCCGGCAUGAGGAAACUCUCACUUGGAAAAGUAACAUUCUCAGAAAUUUUCUAUUUUAAUCUUCCAUUUUCCUUCUUUCCCUGUUCCAAGGUGUUCAUUUGACAUACCUUUCUAUGCCCUAUACCUGAUAUGCAAACGAAAAGCUGGAGCUUUAGUAUACAAGGGAGAAAAUAAAGUUACAAAUUAUAAACCAGAGUGUGGAGAUUUCCAAUAGGGAGAAGAUGUCUGCUUUGGCGGCCGGAUUGCGAUUAAACAGGGAGUAGGGGUAAGGCCAAUUGAUAGUAAAAAAUAAUACCCAUAUAAGUGUGCGGCGCAUGAACACGAACACCUGGACAUUUCAACCAACAUGGAAUUUAGUAACAAGUCGAAUAGAGUACAGCAAAAGGGAGAAUGAAAGAAAGGAACAAAUGAGCAACAUAGGAAAAAGGUGUGUCAUAAAUGAAACAAUAAGCAAAGGAAAAGAGGAGAUGCUUCAUGUUUAAAAACAAAAUAAGUGAAAUAUUGAAAAGGAAAAAAAAAUCGAUAUAUUCCUUUAUGCUGAAUGCGACGGUGCGGGACCUUCGUUCUCCUCUAAUCGACUUGUCUCUGGUUUUUCCGCGAGAGCCUCUGUCGGUGGAGGAGGUGGUGCUAUCGUCCCUCUGCCGUGCCCACCGUCGAAAUACUUUGCAAAUUCGCCAGAUUCAGGGAAUGGCCGUGGGCCAAGCAGACGGACCAAAUCAUCACGGCUAAGUACUUCCUUGCUCAGAAGCUCCUCAGCUACAAUGCCGAUUUCGGCUUUCUUCUCCGUUAGGAGUUUACGGCACUUGUCGUAAGCUUCAUUGACAAUCCGUCGA